AUGUCAGACUCGGACGCAAUAUCAGCAGACAGUCUCGGCCCUAACCAUUACAACGCGCUUAGUAAGGCAAUUCAUCAAGUGCUCACUACUGAUCUUGCCAUUGAAACAUAUGCUCAGAUCAUAGAUGGCCUUCCACUUUGCGACGUUGCUUGGAACCGAUAUCAGCACAGAUUGUGUCAGAAACACCCCAUCAACUCUCAUAAGAGUCUCUGCCCAGGCUCGAUUGAAAAGGCCAGCUCUUUGAAGAAUAGUCUGGACUUGUCCUGGCUAUCAUAUGACGAUAAGCUACUGCGGUCUUAUCGAGCCUCUCCGCCUGGGUCUUUGGCAUUUGGGCGACAAAUCCUAGAAUUAGUUGCUGUAGCCGUGCACAAGACCGCCAUAUACUUAUUUCGAAAGGACUUCCGUCUUCAUGACCAGCAUUAUUGGGAUAAUGAUGGUCUUAGCAUUCAAAAUGUCACGUCAUGGCAGAGCGUCCCUAUGGAUAACAAUAUAUUUAAAACGGUUGAGCCGUGGCCUACUCUAUUUACGCACCCAGCUUUUACAGCAUACGAGCAGUAUCCCAAUGGAGUGGCCGAUAUGGUUGGCUAUUGGGCCGAAGACAGGAUUCUGGGAGGAGUCCUACUGUUUGAUCGUACUAAAGACGGGGGUAACGGCGCCAGCGGCUACGAACCCAAUGUUUACUUACAGUCGUCGCGCCCGAAGCGCACAUACCUAAUUUACCAGCUGACCGACGCUCAACAGCAAAGUCUAUUAGACUUCCUACUAUUACCUACGCCACCAGUGCCGCUAAGUGAGACGUCGAACCCUAAGAUACCAGCUCCCAGCUGCCUCUUGCCGCUCUUAUUUUCAUCGGAGAAUCUGGUCAGUAUUGAUCCAGAGUUCGCCGUGGUCAACAAUAAGAUCUACCGAGACGUAUGGGAACGACCGCCACCGAGGCCAUACCAGGGCUUAAUACGAGACCGCGAUGUAGUGGAUACACCCGGCGCUGGCGAUACUGAGCUGGAGAAAUUGAGAAGGCUGGGGCUAUAG
This is a messenger RNA of Truncatella angustata, 1029 nucleotides long. RefSeq lists its product as uncharacterized. The record is from RefSeq and is a predicted model, not a curated record. Bases 1 to 1029 code for a protein of 342 amino acids. NCBI's taxonomy places the organism in Eukaryota, Fungi, Ascomycota, Sordariomycetes, Amphisphaeriales, Sporocadaceae. The transcript is spliced from 2 exons.